AUGAUCUGGACCCUUGGACGCCUUUUGCUUCUAUUCUUUGCACUAUCCACGGUCGGUGCCUUGCCAAACAAUGGAUCGCACCAUGUGACGAGUAGCACGACCACGGCGGACCCUAUAUUCCCGUCGUGUCCGAGCGGAUCCGUUCCAUCGGUGAUUAGCUCUGGUCCAUUACCAGGCGCCACGGAAAUUACAGUCGUCGUCGGCGUUUGCUCGUCUACCUCCACGCCGACGCCGACGUCUCGUUCAUCCACGUACUCUAAUAAUACCGUACCUACGACAGUAACAGUCUUGGCCAGUCCAACUGGUUCUCCGGCUGGACAGACACUCAUUGGAACAGCGACGCAGACUGUUCCAGCGUCUUCCAGCGCGGCCUUUCGUGUCGCCACCCUGUGGAGUACGUCGCUGGUCCUUGUCCUUGUUGGAUGGGCUGCGCUGUAUCUUUGA
Molecule: messenger RNA, 444 nt
Organism: Serendipita indica DSM 11827
Lineage: Eukaryota; Fungi; Basidiomycota; Agaricomycetes; Sebacinales; Serendipitaceae
Source: the annotation of a GenBank genome assembly